AGAGAGAGAGAAGAAGAAGACUAUGGUUGGAAUCGAAAAAAAAGCAACAUUUUUCAAAAAGUUGUCUUUUCGUCCCUUUUCUCCCACCCACACAGCUUUCCCCAUGUUCCAUUUACGUUAACAUUUUCUCUUUUUAUUCUUUUCACGUUACAGAACAGAACAACUGUGACAUAAGACACGGACAUCAACCGUUCUUUCCUAGGACUGUGACACAAGACACGGACAUCAACCGUUCUUUCCUAGGACUGUGACACAAGACACGGUCCUCAACCAUUCUUUCCUAGGACUGUGACACAAGAAAAAAGGAAGACCUCGUAACUCGCGCAAACUAAACAUUAAUUGACAAUACUAGUUUUCUACAAUCGGCAGACGCCUUAUUUCAUCACCAUGUCAGGGCAGGUGGACAGCCAGAAAGACAGGUCAGUGGACGGCAAAACAGACAGGACGCUGGAUCAGAAAGACAUGACUGUGGACGGCCAAACAGACACGACGCUGGAUCAGAAAGACAUGACUGUGGACGGCCAAACAGACACGACGCUGGAUCAGAAAGACACGACACCGGAUCAGAAAGACACAACUGUGGACGAUCAGGAAGACAUGACAGUGGCCGAGCUGGCUCAAUCGGGCGCCGUCCGGUGCUCCUGGUGUCAGGACACGUUCGAACGGCCCGUGAUGCUGCCGUGCCUGCACACUUUCUGCCAGCUCUGCGUCAUAGACCACAUCCUGAUCCUCGCCGAAGGAGAAACAAACGAACGGAUGGAAAAAGCCCAAUCGCUUCGUGAGGCGGGCUCAGAAACAGACAUCACGGAUUCCCAGUCCCCAGAAUCAGACACCAGAGUUUCCCAGGCCCCAGAAACAGACAUAGGAGAUUCCAAGGCCCCAGAAACAGACAUCGGAGAUUCCCAGGCCCCAGAAACAGACAUCGGAGAAUCCCAGUCCCCAGAAACAGACAUCGGAGAUUCCCAGGCCCCAGAAACAGACAUCGGAGAAUCCCAGGCCCCAGAAACAGACAUCGGAGAUUCCCAGGCCCCAGAAACAGACAUCGGAGAAUCCCAGUCUCCAGAAACAGACAUCAGAGAUACCCAGGCUCCAGAAACAGACACCGGAGAUUCCCAGUCCAAAGACACAGACGUCAGGAAUUCUUCGUCCAAAGAAACAGACAUGGGUAAUUCCCCGUCCCCAGACACAGACCCCCCGAACACUCUGUCCGUCAACCCGCCGUACGUGACCAUCUCGGUGCCGUGUUAUUUGUGUCAGAAGACAAUCACGCUCAGUUCCCUGGUGCCGCUCAACGAUUUAGAAACACUACUCGACAGAAAGAGGGGAGGAGCGCUGAAAGAAAAGAACACCGCGGUAGAGACACCUCCAGAAAGAGGAGGCGACGAUAGACCUAGGACACUGGCAGAGGAAUUGAUGAUGGUCAUCGAGGAAAGAUCAAAAAAUAAAAAAGAUGGACAGGAAUCGGAGGAGUUGGACUUGGAAGACAGCCUUGAGAGAGCAGCAAGAGCCGCAAGCGAAUUCAGGGCUGCAUUAGCGUCUAUUCAAGACCUGGUAAAAGACAGCGUCAGUCCAGGAAAAAACGGGGGGCAUAGCAGAACGAACGGCCGCCAUUGUAGCUUUCUAGAAAAGACAAACUCGUGGCCGGCCUCAAAAUCCAUACGCAAGGCUCUGGUGACCAUGGUAGUGGAGGAAUGUCUGCCCGUCAACCACUUCAUGAACUCCGUCAGUCACCUGAACCACCUGAAGAGCGACACUCCCAAACACUGCGACUACUGCUGUCUAGAAAAGGAUUCGGGGUCGGAGUCUGAGACUGAGAGUGAGGAUGACGGAGACGGAGACGGAGACGGAGACGGAGACGGAGACUCUGCCCCUCGCCGCGAAGUGCCCGCCUACGGCCGGUGCCUCGAGUGCGGAGACAACAUCUGCGCCGCUUGCAUGAAGGCGCACCGCAAGACGCGAGUGACGAGCAGUCACAAGGUGGCGCCCUUCACCAGCAUCUGCCAGGGCCUCUACGACUACGACAUCCGCCAGACGCAGAAGCGAGUACCCUGUGACCUCCACCCGGGCAGCGACCUCUCCCACUUCUGCACCAACUGUAACCGGCCGGUCUGCCAGGUGUGCCGAUGUGACAAGACGCACCAGAGCCACAAUCUGGACAGUCUCUCGGACGCCCAUGGCGCGGUCUCGCGUGAGCUGCUGCUGUUUGUCCGCGGGUUUGAGCAGCGCGUGAUUAUGACGCGCGACAUCAGAGAGAAUCUCGAGAAGAGGAAAGCCGAGGCCAAGAGGAAGCUGCAGAUCUGUCGGGACGGCGUCAUCAAAUGGACGGACUACCUCAAGAACCUUAUCCAGAUGACCAGCCUGAUGCCCAACCCCGUAAAGCCUCCGCUCCGAGUGACCCAGAUCAAUGCCCGGUGCCCCAGCGACACGAUAGACCCCUACCCCACAGGCAUCUCAGUGGGGCCCGUCAUCACCGCCGUGGUAGACCGCGAGAACGCCGCCGUCAAGUUGUUUGAUGCCACGGGGAAGUACCUCCGGAGCUUCAGGGGAUCCGGGAACAACACCCUCGUCAAACCGUUCGAUGCGGCCUGGCUCCCCAACGGAGCCCUCGCAGUCACCGACCCUGGCGCUGGGGCGGUCCGCGUCUUCGACUGGACGGGACAUUACAUCACCGACUUCAAGGGCGAGAUACGCCACCCCAGGGGGAUAGCUCUGGAUAUGAAGAGGUGGGAAGUGGUCGUGGUCGACAGCCAUCUCCGCCGGCUGAGCGUGCACUGCGCGGACACGUGCGAGCAACUGCUCACCCUCCGACCAAUGAGCGGCGAGCGUACGGGUGGAGUUGUGGAGCACGCCAGCCGAGAGCAGCUGGUGGAUCCGUGCUACGUGGACGUGACACCCACGGGGAAUUACGUGGUGGCAGACGCCGUGGCACCGCACGUCAAACUGAUCUGCAGACCACCGGGGUCGGUGAGCGGGCAGCAAGGCACGGUCCCAGAAGAGGAACAGCUACUUUUGGCGCAGGCCGUGGACUACGGCGCAAGGGAGGAGGAGACGCUUCGCCCCGGGGGUGUAUGCGUCGACAAGUUUGGCCAGAUCCUGCUGGUGGACACGCUCAACGGACGCGUGCACCGCGCGCUGCCCGAUGGGAGGCUGGUCGGGGUGGUCGUCGGGGUAGUGGAUGGUCUGUCUCACCCGCUCUGCCUCGGCCUUGACAGGCAUGGUCAUGUAUUCGUGGCACAGGCGGGGGGACACAUCGUGGUGCUCGAGUAUGUGUAGAUAGGAGUGGUAGAAGUACGGAGGUGUUGGGUGUGGUCGAAGGGAGUGAGUGAGAGAGAGAGAGAGAGAGAGAGAGAGAGUGAGAGAGAUACACGAGGGGGGAGUAUGUGU
Aplysia californica (California sea hare) is the source of this 3384-nucleotide messenger RNA. RefSeq lists its product as uncharacterized. Gene Ontology annotation, biological process: positive regulation of DNA-templated transcription. The transcript has 3 exons. Gene Ontology annotation, cellular component: nucleoplasm; chromatin. The record is from RefSeq and is a predicted model, not a curated record. The coding region runs from base 388 to 3273 and encodes 961 amino acids. NCBI's taxonomy places the organism in Eukaryota, Metazoa, Mollusca, Gastropoda, Aplysiida, Aplysiidae. Gene Ontology annotation, molecular function: ubiquitin-protein transferase activity; zinc ion binding.